AUGGACCUGUCAGCUGAGGUCACCAUCGAGCACUGCACUCACAGUGUAUUAAUGAAGCUCUUUGCAUCACUGACAACCCCCCAGCACUGGGAGAAGAUCCAGCGAAGAGGAGAAAUCUGCCAGUCACAUGACCAGCUUGAAGACUACUUGGAAAGUGUAAGCCAAACUAACAUACAGCAGUUGAGGCUGUCCGUGAAAAUUGUACAGUUCCAUAACAUCUCGUACAGCUUCAAGGCAUCCCCCAAGCGUGUUAUUUAUCAGGAUUUGUAUGUGAAGAUGAACUCAUCGGAUGUGUGUGGCCCAAUCCCUCCUGAGUUUGUUCUCAUUGGUCUCUCAUGGAUCAAUGGCCACCAGACGUUGGCUGCUUUGGUGUUCCUGGUGAUGUAUCUGAUGGCAAUAGUAGCCAACUGCUCCAUAAUUACCAUCGUGAAGAUGGACAGAAAGCUGCAUGAACCCAUGCAUGUCUUCAUAUGUUUCCUGGCACUCAUAGACCUCAGCUUGUGCUCCUCCGUCAUUCCCAAAUCUCUGGCAGUUUUGUGGUUUAGCUCCAACACCAUCAGCAACUCAUUGUGCCUGGUCCAGAUGUAUGUCCUGUAUGCCAUGCUCGGGACCCAGUCUUCACUCUUUGCCCUAAUGUCCUUCGAUAGGUACGUGGCCAUAUGUCACCCUCUCCGUCACUGCGUAAUAAUGAGCAGCUCUUUUAUGGUGAAAUCUGUCUUGUUCAUCAUCUCACGGUCUACCCUUCUGCUGAUUCCCAUUCCAGCAAUGGCGGCCCACAUGACCUAUAGCAAGGUGAAUGUCAUUUCACACUCAUACUGCGAAUACAUUGAAAUUAUAAAGCUUUGGUGUGGAGGCCUGACCUCCUCAGUUAUAUACAUGAUCGUCCUUAUUUUCCUCUUCCCCGGAGGGGACAACAUGCUGGUCAUUUUCUCCUACGUCAACAUUCUGAACGUCAUUCACAGGCUUCAGUCCUCACAAGCUCGGUGGAAGUCGCUCAGUACCUGCAGCUCCCACGCCACCGUGCUCUCCUUGUUUUAG
Molecule: messenger RNA, 1038 nt
Organism: Nanorana parkeri
Lineage: Eukaryota; Metazoa; Chordata; Amphibia; Anura; Dicroglossidae
Product: olfactory receptor 51E1-like
Exons: 3
Coding region: 1-1038 (345 amino acids)
Biological process (GO): G protein-coupled receptor signaling pathway
Cellular component (GO): membrane
Molecular function (GO): G protein-coupled receptor activity; olfactory receptor activity
Source: RefSeq, a predicted model, not a curated record